Schistosoma guineensis is the source of this 1958-nucleotide messenger RNA. The record is from the annotation of a GenBank genome assembly. Lineage: Eukaryota; Metazoa; Platyhelminthes; Trematoda; Strigeidida; Schistosomatidae.
AGAAAUUUCCCACAAUUUUAAUUGGUCAAUUAAUAUUAUAUAGAGAAUUUUGUUGGUUAACAAAUAGAUGAAUGUUAUUUUGAAAGACAAAAAAAGGAAGUUUUGUUUAUUUAUUUAUAAAAUCUAUUCACAUCAAUCCCUUUGACUUUAUUUGUCUAUACAUGAAUCAUAAUAAACAUCAAAUAAAGAGAGAUCAUUUUCUAAAUAUAUAUUAAUUAGAAGGAUUACUUUUGAUUGAUACGGAAUUAAUUAGUUAUUGAUUAUUGAAAACCAAACAGGCAACACAAACUAUUACAUAAUGUUAUCAGAAUUUUGUCCAUUCAAUCAUACAAGUCGUUAUGUAGCUGAUGGAUUUAUAUGGUAUUUUUUUUCAUGGUAUAUGAUUAUAGCAAAUAUUAUUGGUAUUAUAUUUAGUGGUUUAUGCUUUUUAGUAUUAUUAAAACAUCCACGUGUAUUUGCAUCAACUACACGUGCAUGGUUUAUCACAUUAACAGCUAGUGAUUUUUUUAUAUUAUUAAUUGCUGCAAAUGAUAUGUAUGCUGAAGUAAUAUUUACUCAUAUGUAUCAUAUUAUAUUAGGUAAUAUAUUUGGACGUUAUACAUGUUUAAUUCGUGUGAUAACAAUUGUUUGUUUAUUAUGGACAUCAAAUUUAUUACAAACUGGUUUAUCUAUUGAACGUUUAGCAUCAGUUAUUUCACCAUUAAAAACACGAAUUAUAUUUACUGGUAAAGUAACACGUUAUACAAUUAGUUUAUUAAUAACAUUUUCAUGUUUAUCUGGUAUUUUAAUAACAAUAGUAUCAUCUAAACCAUCUUCAUCAAAUAUUUUUAUGAUAACAAAUAAUAAUCUUACUAAUUAUUCAAUAGAUUAUGAAGCAUUAGUAUCAUGUGAACGAAGAAAUUCUACAGAAUUAUUUGGAAAUACACAUGAAAGUAUUGAUCUAACUAAACUUGUUUAUAAUUUAGAUUUGAUUGUAUUUCGUGUAAUACCAUUUAUAACAAUGUUAAUUUCAUCAGCUGUUAUAGCUUCAUUAGUACGUUAUCAACGUCGCAAACGUAAUCGUUUAACUCGUAUAUCAUCAAUUAUUCAAAAAAGAAAUCGUUCUAUUGGAUAUAAUCGUGAAAGUCGUGCAUCAUUAUUAUUACUUACAAUGAAUAUUAUAACAUUAUUAACUAAUCCAUUAUUUUUAUUAUUUGAAUUAUUUGAUGGUGAAGGUAGUGAAGGACGUACAGCAGCAAAACUAACUGGUGAUUUAUGUAUAUCAUGGAUAUUAAGACAAUUUUUUAAUUCAUUAAUUUAUUUUGGUAAUCAAAAUAAUUGGAUAUUAUAUUUAGCAUUUGGUGCACGUUUUCGUAUACAUAUUAUAAAUAUGUUAAUGUGUCGUAAUAGAAAACAAACAAAACAUUAUACCGAUAAACCUAAAUUAACAAUAUCUGAAAUUCCAUUAGAUGCUAGUACACAUUUAUUAAAUUUAGAUUAUCCAAGAAAUAAUAGUCAAAAUGAUGCGUUACAAUUAAAUUCAUCAAAUAAUCUAAUACAUUGUAAUUUAAAUGGUGUAUAAAAUCUAAUAAGAUACAAAAUCAUUUAGAAUAGAAAUGUUUUGUAACUUUAGUUACUUAAAUGAUAAAUGAUAUAUAUUUCUUUUUCUUUUCCUUUUUUUUUGUUUUUCUAAAAUCUUACAAUGAGAGGAGAAUCUUUACUUUAAUGUAUCAAACAUUCCAGGGAAUAUUUAUGUAAAGUAUCAUUUGAUACAUUGAUUAUUUGCAUGCUUAGUAACGACAUUGAAAAUAACUUUUUCUUUUCAUUUAUUAUAUUGAAUAUAUAGAAAUACAAUGAUAAAAACAUUCCAUAAUAAGUAAGGGUAAAUAUGUUUAUCUGAUUAUGAUCAAUAAAACGGUUAUUAUAUCAUAAGUAUAUGUAAAUAUUUAGAUCACAAUAAUAAUAAUAAUAAUAAUAAU